Funneliformis geosporum is the source of this 1203-nucleotide messenger RNA. NCBI's taxonomy places the organism in Eukaryota, Fungi, Glomeromycota, Glomeromycetes, Glomerales, Glomeraceae. The record is from the annotation of a GenBank genome assembly.
AUGUUAUCUUCUGAAGAAAAAGAAAGGGAGAAAUCAUCGUCUUUGGACAAUUUCAACGACCCUUCUCGCUCGAACCAAAAUGAUGAGUCACAUGACAGAACCCCACCACAUUCUGCUGAACACGAUGUUGAUCAAUCCGAAAAACAAAAUCUCCAAAAUCAUCUUCAAAAUCAACCUUCGGAUCGUAAAAAUGGUAUGAUUUCUCUUCAAGCCGAUGAUGUAACUCAAGAUCAAACAUCGGAGGAGUCCCAGAAAAUCCAAGAGUCGCCCGAAAACGGAGCAACUUCAGAUCAAGCAUCAGAAAAAAUCCAAAAAAUCCAAGAUUUGUCAGCAACUCGAGAUCAAACAUCAGAGAAGCUCCACAAAUUCCAAAAUUUUUCGCCCGAAAAUGGAAUAACUCAAGAUCAAGCAUCAGAGAAACUUCAGAAAAUCCAAGAUUUGUCGACCGAAAACGGUGCAACUCAAGAUCAAGCAUCAGAGAACCUUCGUGAAUUCCAAGAUUUGUCGCUCGAUAACGGUGUUACUCAUGAUCAAGAGAAGCUUCAAGAAAUCCAAGAUUUGUCGCCCGAGAACGGUGCAACUCACAAUCAUGAGAAGCUUCAAGAAAUCCAAGAUUCGUCACCUGAAAAUGGAGAAAAGCUUCAUGAAAUCCAAGAUUUGUCUCCAAAAAAUCAUUUUUUCAGCGAUGAUCAAUCAGAAACAGAAUCGACCGAUUUAACGAUCAAUUCUCGUGACGAAACAUCCGUUGAUAAGUACUGGGAUGAUGCCAACCCUUUUGAAGAGAAGUUUAAAGAAACAGGCGAAUGGGCAACUUAUGAAGGAUUGAAUGACUUUGAUAAAAAUUUCGAUUUUCAAAAAGGUGGUGAAGAAUUACUUUUCGGUGGAAAGCUCAAAAACGAAAUUCUAGAAAACGAAAAUCAAAGGUCAAUCGUAAAAACUUUACGAGAUCGUGAAUUACCCGAUGAAUAUUUCGUCGAUGGUCUUUACGUGGGACCAAUUGAAGAGCUUCCUCCUUUCGGAAAACUUUGCUAUCUGUCCGGUUAUUAUUCUGAACAAUUCGUGAACCACAUCACUAACGCGAUUAGCAUCAUUGAUCGUACAACUGGAAUCCCAGUUGGGAGAUGGUUCCAUAGGUCCUUCUCACUUACAAGCUGGAUGGGACUUGAGGGACGUGAUAUACGCGAUCAAAGUGUUAUCGAGUAG